AUGGAUCGCGCUUGGCCACGGCUGCCGGAGGUUCGUCAACCCACCCUGGGGUUUCCCGCGCGAUGCGUUUCUCCCGAGAAGACUGUUGACACAUCAUCUACAGAUGGCUAUGUACGUGUAUGGUCUACCGAGGCUAUCCUGAACUCAAACGACCCCUCGUAUACGAAACCAAAGCAGCUCGCGGCUGUGAGCCAUCAUUCUGGUACCAUUCACGCGGUCCGCUUCUCUUCCAACGGCAAAUACCUGGCUUCUGGCGCAGACGACAAAAUAGUAUGCGUCUACACGCUCGACAAAAAUGCGGCGCCGGCGCGUCCAACAUUUGGAUCGAACGAACCCCCACCCGUCGAGAAUUGGCGCGUCACUCGCCGCCUCAUAGGACAUGAAAACGAUGUGCAGGAUCUUGGCUGGUCAUUCGACUCGUCAAUCUUGGUAUCGGUGGGGUUGGACUCGAAAGUCGUAGUCUGGUCUGGGCAUUCCUUCGAGAAGUUGAAGACACUAUCAAACCACCAGAGUCACGUCAAGGGCAUAACAUUUGACCCAGCCAACAAAUACUUCGCUACUGCUAGCGACGACCGCACCAUCAAGGUUUACCGAUUCAACUCUCCUCCGCCAAACGCCUCGCAGCAAGACCAGGUCAACAACUUUGUUUUGGACCAUACCAUCACCGCGCCCUUCCAGACCUCCCCACUUACCACAUACUUCCGCCGUUGCUCAUGGUCGCCCGAUGGCGCACACAUCGCCGCUGCGAAUGCUACAAACGGGCCAGUCAGCUCCGUCGCUAUCCUUGCGCGAGGUUCGUGGGACGGAGACAUCAGUCUGGUCGGCCAUGAAGGGCCCGUUGAAGUAACCUCGUUUUCUCCGCGAUUGUUUUACCGGGACCCACCGCGACCAGAAAAGGACGGAACUAUCAAUCAGCCAACCGUUACAAUUGUUGCUUGCGCCGGACAAGACAAAUGCUUGAGUGUGUGGAAUACAAGCUUUCCUAGACCGUUUAUGAUCUCGCAGGAGCUGGCAGGAAAGUCUAUUUCUGACUUGUCGUGGGCACCAAACGGGGAAACGCUAUACGCCACCAGUCUAGACGGUAGCAUAUUGACACUCGUGUUUGCGCCUGGAGAACUAGGCUAUCCAGCAACACUGGCAGAGAACGAAAAGACGCUUGCCAAGUUUGGCGCUGGCAGAAGAGUUGGCAUCAUCGAGGGUACAGACGCACUACUUUUGGAAGAGAGCAGUAAGAGUGGAGAGCUAAAGGGUGUUCAAGGCAGGAUGGGUGCACUCAUGGGCGACGCCGGAGGUGCAGUCCAACCGCCAACCAUCCCCAACGGAACCAACGGCGCCACUACUACUACUACAACAAGCCUCACAAAUGGAUCGAGCGCUGCUGCACCACCAGCGGCCCCUACUGAGCCAGCUCCAGAUGCUAGAGUCGAGAAGCUCAAGCAAAGGGUGACCAUCAAUAAGGAUGGCAAGAAGCGGAUAGCACCUAUGCUCAUGUCGUCUUCCUCUGGUGUCGGCGAAUCAUCCUUACCUCAAACGCAACUCCUCUCUGCAACAGCCACGUCAGGUGGUAGGAAUGAUAAUCCCCACAAUAUCUUAGAUCUGUCAAAGCCAUACGAUGGGUUUCCAAAAGGUGGACUCGCAACCAUGUUGAUAGGAAAUAAGAGGAAAUUCGCUGAAAUCGAAGGCGAUGAAGACAGACAAGUGGAGCGGAGAUUGGCUGGUUCAGUCAAACCUGGAGGGGCAGCAAUUGUACUUAACAGUGAGAAGGGUCUGGUUCCCCCGGCUGCUGCACCAUCGAAGACAAACGACCUGACAGAGCCUCCAUCGGUUCUAAGGCCCGCCAUCGUGAAUCCUCACAUGGCCCUCGCCCAGGUGCGAUUGGCUGUGCCAAAAGUCAGAAGUGUUAUCGUGCGAACCAUGGACGGCAGUGAGCCACCGCAGAGUGGUGUUGAUGCCAACACAGGAAAGGCAGAAAUACCAGACACUGUCAUCCUAGAAGCUCGCAACGCCAGCGGGCCAUCACGGACAGGCCGUCCACAAGACCACGAUCCAACAAGACUAACCUGUACCAGCAAGGGGCAGUCACUCUGGCAAGAUUUCCUGCCAAAGGCCGUACUCCUAGUCACAGGCAACACGAAUCUCUUUGCAGCGGCAUGCGAGGACGGCUCAGUAUACGCGUGGACUCCCGCCGGUCGCCGAACCCUCAACGCCAUGGUCCUAGAAGCACAACCCGUAAUCAUGGACUGCCGUGGCUGGUGGUUAAUGUGCAUAACAGCAGUCGGCAUGGUCUACAUCUGGAACCUAAAAACAAUGUCCGCACCGCAUCCACCCAUCUCCCUAGCUCCCAUCCUCGACGUUGCAGCCUAUGCCCAGGGCCCCCACCUCACGCGCUCUCCUGGCAUCGUCUUCGCGCGCCUAAACUCUGCAGGCCGCAUAACAGUAGCCAUGUCAAACGGCGAGGGCUACGCAUACAACCCCGACAUGUACAUCUGGCAGCGUCUCUCAGAACCCUGGUGGGGUGUUACAAGUCAAUACUGGAACUCUACUGAUUCCUCCGUCGGCAACAUCCGAUCUUCCAAAGACAAAAACGCAGCACAGAAAGAAAAGGACGAUCAGGUCUCUAUCGAGAACAUCUCAGCGGGAAUCAUACCUGCACUCGAACGCAACACGACGAACCAAUCCCUACUCCAAGGCCGCGCCUUCCACCUCCAGCGCCUCAUUAAGAUCCUGGUUUCUGCAGAGGGCUACGAAACGUUUGAGAGUUCGGCGUCUGUGGCGCAUCUCGAGAACCGCGUUGCAGCCGCACGCACCCUGGGUGCGAGGGAGGAGUUUAAGAUCUAUCUUACCAUGUACGUUAAGCGUCUCGGUGCUGAGGGCCUCAAAGGGAAGAUUGAAGAGUUGUUGCGCAGCCUCAUGGGCAGUCUUGUUUCUGAGGAUGAGGAGGGUAACAACGAUGAGGAAGAGGAUGAAGGCGCAAUGAAGGAGCCGGAAGAAAUCUGCGGGUGGAAGAGGGAGGAGUUGCUCAAGGAGGCGGUGUUGAUUCUUGGUAAACAUCGCGACCUCCAGCGUAUUACGGUGCCGUAUGCGCGUCUUCUUGGUAUCGUGACCGAGGGUCAGCGUGGCGACGAUCAGGCUAUGAUUACGGAUAUGUAA
Messenger RNA from Alternaria arborescens, 3150 nucleotides. RefSeq lists its product as hypothetical. The record is from RefSeq and is a predicted model, not a curated record. Gene Ontology annotation, biological process: DNA-templated transcription; regulation of DNA-templated transcription; chromatin remodeling. NCBI's taxonomy places the organism in Eukaryota, Fungi, Ascomycota, Dothideomycetes, Pleosporales, Pleosporaceae. Gene Ontology annotation, cellular component: nucleus; HIR complex. The transcript has 3 exons. Gene Ontology annotation, molecular function: protein binding; nucleosome binding. Bases 1 to 3150 code for a protein of 1049 amino acids.